UACCAAUGCUGGGCGCGCACGCACGCACGCAGUAAUCGUCGCGGCCGAGUCGGCCAGAUUGGCGGCUUGGCGUUUCUGUGGAGGGGCAGCGCAGCCCUUUUUCACUUUUCACUUUUUUCUGAUUUAUUUAUUCUCUUGGCGGCGCUCAUGUCUUGGCAUCGCAGUGACCGUGCCGAGUCGGAGAUUUCCGUACCUCGUUGCCGGUACCUACCCAGGUCCGAAUGUGAUUUAUUCUUCAGUCUUUUGAUACAAUGCAUUUGCGGCUCAAUUGCCGAUGGUGAAAAUCUUGGAAACGGCAUAAAUAUCCGGUGUGCAAACUUACUCACAGUACGGUCGUUGGUACCGGUCUAG
Messenger RNA from Colletotrichum paranaense, 351 nucleotides. RefSeq lists its product as uncharacterized. Lineage: Eukaryota; Fungi; Ascomycota; Sordariomycetes; Glomerellales; Glomerellaceae. The record is from RefSeq and is a predicted model, not a curated record. The transcript has a single exon. The annotation marks the transcript as partial.